AUGCCUAGACAAACAUCGCCCUCUGUCAGGGCAGUAAACCUUCUCGGAUCUUGGGACAACUUCACAAAACCCUACCCCAUGGAACGAGAUUCUCGUAGAGACCGCGGCCAAUGGCGCGGAUGCUACUCCUUCAAGGACAUCGUUUGCGACGGUGACUCGGCCAGCAGCUUCCGCUCAAAGCGCAAUGGCGGCCUCAAGAUGGGCCACACUUACUACUACUACUACGAGCUCGAUGGUUCCCGCGAGGUCCACGACCCUGCCCAGCCCUUCACUACCAACUGCCCCUACCUCCCUGGCCAGCCGGUGAACACCAUCCACAUUCCCGUCGAACAGUCCCUCCGCCAGCGCAGUGCCUCUCUGUCUUCCCUCCACGACGAGGACUACCGCACCAUGGACCCCGCCAGCAAGUACGUCUCGCCUCAACCGACCGAGCAGAUGCUCCAGACCCGGACAACGCGUCUCGAUACCGCUCCCUGCCGCUCCGAAUCCCCGAUCCCCUUCCCGACCAAGCAUCACGUGCUGCAUAAGCACCGCCCUACCGCCCGCUCAGUCUCGCCCGCCGGCUCUAGCUCCGGCUCCUCGUGGCGCUCGCUCCCGCGCAAGCUGUUCAGCCGGAAGGCCAGCUCGUCAUCGCUGCAGUCGCAGCGCUCUGACACUCCUAUCCCUAGCUCUCUGCCGGCGGCUGCCAUGAUCAGCCGGCCGACUACUGCCAUGGGUGUGACGACCGAGACGGCCGAUGAGGUCGACGAUCGCAGCAGUGUGAGGUCGCUGCGGUCGUUGUCGCGGUCGUCGUCCGUCGAGCGGAAUGCGAGCCGCUGUGAGAGGAGUGCCAUUGGUAGCAGGUCACGGGAUAUCUCCCCCGAGUCGCUCAGGAGGUUUUUGUACGAGGAUGAGCCUGCCGAGGGUGUUAGGGUUGAGAAGGAUAGCAGCGAGCAGAAGCGCUCGCUUGCUAGGGUCCAGGAUGAUCGACGUGAGCGGUCGUACUUCGACAGUGACAGCAGCGAUGACAAUGAGGAAAACGACGAUGACGACGAUGACAUCUACUUCGACGACGAAGACGACAUCAACUUCGCCACCUCCGCCGUCUCCGAGUCCUUCCCUACGAGCCUAUCUCCUCCCCCUGCGCAGCGCGCUCUCUCGCCUCCCCCUGCCACGACCAACACUAUUAAUAACCGCCUCAAGGUCUCCCCUCCAGCCCUCCGCCUCACAGCCCAUCGUCCCGCCCCCCUCAACAUCAUGACACCCUCCCUCCCCCGCCCUCCAGAUCUCCGUUCCAAGUUCUACGUCUCUCCAGCAGCCUCCCCCAGCUCGCCCUCCGAACCUCCCUCGCCCCCGCCUCUCGGCGGCUGUGAGAGCAGUAGCGAGGAGUCCGACGGUGAGGAGGAGGUGACUGUUGAGAAGCACGAACACCACCGCGAGAUCGUGAGGGAAGCCAGCAAGCACGGUGCUGCCGCGGUGCCCAGCCUGCCUGCCAUUUCGGAAGAAGGGACGGACCAGGAUUUGAUGGGGGAGUUGAUGAGUGAGCUGGGGUGGAUGUCGGGGUUGAUUCAUCACAGGAGCCCUGGGGGCGCGAGAUUUUAA
Molecule: messenger RNA, 1581 nt
Organism: Thermochaetoides thermophila DSM 1495
Lineage: Eukaryota; Fungi; Ascomycota; Sordariomycetes; Sordariales; Chaetomiaceae
Exons: 2
Coding region: 1-1581 (526 amino acids)
Source: RefSeq, a predicted model, not a curated record